Mizuhopecten yessoensis (Yesso scallop) is the source of this 1968-nucleotide messenger RNA. RefSeq names its product NADPH-dependent diflavin oxidoreductase 1-like. The record is from RefSeq and is a predicted model, not a curated record. Gene Ontology annotation, molecular function: NADPH-hemoprotein reductase activity; FMN binding; flavin adenine dinucleotide binding. Lineage: Eukaryota; Metazoa; Mollusca; Bivalvia; Pectinida; Pectinidae. The transcript is spliced from 16 exons. The coding region runs from base 93 to 1883 and encodes 596 amino acids. Gene Ontology annotation, cellular component: cytosol.
GGAUGUAAACGUGUUCAGUAAUACGUUCCUCUAAAUGUGGUACUAGGGAUGUAAAUGAAAUAUGUCACGUGUGACACUGGACUGAAAAAGGGAUGGACGACAGAAAGCUGUUGAUUUUAUAUGGAAGUCAGUCGGGGACGUCGCAAGAUGUUGCAGAAAAAGUGUACAGGGAGGCCAAGAGGAGACAUUUUGCCACAAGAGUGAUGUCUCUUGAUUCUUACACAGUGGCAAACCUGUUACAGGAGGGGCUGGUAAUAUUUGUGUGUGCCACUACAGGACAAGGGGACCCCCCCGACAAUAUGAAGUUAUUUUGGAGAUUUAUUCUGAGAAAAAACCUUCCGUCAAAUUCUUUGGUCAAUCUCAAGUAUGCUGUUUUAGGAUUAGGUGACUCAUCCUAUCAGAAGUUCAAUGUGAUAGCCAAAAAACUAUUCAAGCGUAUUCAGCAACUAGGUGGCCAGAGUCUGGUCCCUGUGGGUCUGGCUGACGACCAACACGACCUUGGGCCAGAUGCAGUUAUCUACCCUUGGUUGACUUCUCUAUGGAAUCAGGUCCUCAGUCUUUCCCCCCUUCCCCCAGGAUUGGAGAUAAUUCCUGGUCAUAUAAGACCACCUCCAAGAUACAAUGUGCUAUUCUCUGAGGAGUCCAGCAAAGUUCCAGAUCUGUCUGUGUUUAGACUUGGUAACCAGGGAAACAAUGCCUACAGCCAAUCAAAUCCAUUUUAUGCACGUUUGAUAUCAAAUAACAGAGUUACAAGUGAGGACCAUUUCCAAGAUGUCCGCCUGGUGCGACUGGAUAUUCAGGGUUCAAAUAUCAGUUUCUCCCCGGGAGAUGUUGUCUCAUUAGCACCACGGAAUUCUCAGGAAAGUGUAGAUGAGUUUAUACAACACAUGAAGCUCUCACCAAAUACCCUGUUCACUCUACAGCAAAAUGAUCCAGAUAUACCUCUGCCCUUCACCCUUCCUCACCUAUGUACUGUGAGCUAUUUACUCCAACAUUACCUGGAUAUCAACUCAGUGCCACGCCGUUCAUUCUUCGAACUUCUUGUCUACUUCGCUGAUAAUGAGUUAGAAAAGGAAAAGCUUGAGGAAUUCUGUACAGCUGAAGGACAGGAAGAGUUGUAUAGUUACUGUAAUCGGGUGAAGAGGACUAUCUUGGAGGUGCUACAGGAUUUCCCCCACACCAGUGCCAACAUUCCGUUUGAGUAUCUGUUUGAUGUGAUUCCUCAGUUACAACCGAGAGCCUUUUCUAUAGCGUCAUCUCUACAGGCACAUCCUGAAGAGAUCCAGGUUUUAAUGGCUGUCGUUGAGUACCGGACCAAGAUGUUCCGUCCCCGACGAGGUGUCUGUUCCACCUGGUUAGCUGGUCUAGAUCCCAGGAAAGGUGUGCAUGUACCUGUGUGGGUCAAACGGGGCACUAUCACAUUCCCUACUGACCCUGCAACACCUGUCAUCAUGGUGGGACCCGGGACAGGAUGUGCCCCCUUCAGAAGCUUCAUCCAGGAGAGAAGCAGUAAACAGAUAGCAGGUAACAUCCUGUACUUUGGCUGUCGUAAUCAAGAAAAGGACUUUUUCUGCGCGGACGAGUGGACGUCUUUGGUGGAGAGAGGUCUACUUACGCUGUACACGGCCUUUUCCAGAGAUCAGGAGGACAAGAUUUAUGUCCAGCACCGCAUUGAGGAGACCAGUCAGGCCCUGUGGAACCUACUGGACAAACACAACGCCUACUUCUAUAUAGCUGGAAAUGCUAAGCGUAUGCCUGAUGAUGUAAGUGACGCCCUGAAGGCCGCCAUACAGAAGUACGGCAACAGGACAGCUGAGGAGGCAGACAAAUAUCUCCUCCAACUUGACCAGAAGAAACGAUACCAAGCAGAAACAUGGUCUUGAUGUCAGUGGACUAUAGUCUUGUAGGAUUUUAAUUUUAAUUUUAAGAUGAAAACAAUGGUAAAAUAAAAAUAAAAUAAAUACAAAA